This is a messenger RNA of Delphinapterus leucas (beluga whale), 1134 nucleotides long. The record is from RefSeq and is a predicted model, not a curated record. NCBI's taxonomy places the organism in Eukaryota, Metazoa, Chordata, Mammalia, Artiodactyla, Monodontidae.
AUGCCGCCGCCGCCGCUCAGCAGGGCCGCCCGCCGGCCGCGCCGCGCUGCGCCCUCUCCCGCCCCUCCGGCGCGCUCCCCGGCUAAGGCGCGGGAGCGAGCCGCCGCCGCCGCCUCUGUCCCCGGGCGCGAGCCCCGCCGCCGCGCGCGGGGCCGGGGCCGGGGCCGGGCCCGGGCCCGGAGCUCCAGGCGGGACCGAGCGGGGCGGGAACGGGCUGGCGCAGGUGUGGUCCACAGCGGCUGGGCCUCGGCGCUCGCGCCCCUCGCCGCGGAGGGGAGUGGGGAUCGCGGGCGCUUCAAGGGCGAGGGCGGCAGGCGGAGCCCCGGGCCAGCGGCGGGCUGUCAGAGAACAUGGGUGAACAGAACAGCCAACCCCCCCCUGCCUUCCAGGGGCAAGAGAAUUCAUAAUAGAGAGGAGCAUUACAAGUGCAAUAAAUGUGGGAAGGGCUUUAAGCAGUCAUUAAAUCUAAGACAUAAGAAAAUCCAUACUGAAGGGGAAUCUUACAAAUGGAAAGAAUGUGGUAAAGACUGUAAAUUGUGUUCAAACCUUAGUCAACAUCAGAUAAUUCAUCCUGGGGAGAAACCAUACAAAUGUAAAGAACAUGGCGAAGCCUUUACCCAGGGCUCAAAUCUUAAGCAGCAUCAGAGAUCUUAUAUUGGAGAGAAACCUUACAAAUGCACAGAAUGUGGCAAGGCUUUUAAAAGGCAUUCAAAACUUUCUGAACAUCAGAGAAUUUAUAUUGGGGAGAAACCACAGGACUGUAAAGAUUGUGGCAAAGCAUUUACCCAGGGCGCAAAUCUUAAGCAGCAUCAGAUGCAGCAGAAAAGCCUUACAAAUGUACAGAAUGUAGCAAAGCCUUUAAAAGGCAUGCACAGUUUACUCAGCAUCACAGAUUUCACACUGGGGAAAAACCAUACAAAGCAUCAGAGAUCUCAUACUGGAGAGAAACCUCCCAAAUGUAGCCAGUAUAACAAAGCCUUUAACUGGCUCUCGAAACUUUCUAGACAUCAGAAAAUAGGUACUAGGGAAAAUCGUACAAAUGUGGAGAAUGGGACAAAGCCUUUAACCAGAGUUGUCACCUUGCUCGACAUCAGAGUCCAUGGUGGAGAGAAACCCUGCAAAUGUAAUAAGUGA